Molecule: messenger RNA, 2147 nt
Organism: Darwinula stevensoni
Lineage: Eukaryota; Metazoa; Arthropoda; Ostracoda; Podocopida; Darwinulidae
Source: the annotation of a GenBank genome assembly
GCCUAGACCACGCUGGACCCCGUCGUUAUGACACUAGCAGCACACGUGCGAGAGAGCAACAGUAGUGCCCCAGCGCCGACGGGCCUAGGGUCUGUCUGACCAUCAUGGCCUUAACCAAUCUGAUCAUGUACAAUGCGGUGCCCAUCUUGCCUCCGCGAGAUGAUACCGGCCCAGUGGUGUUAGACUCCAGUGAUAUGGUGAGGGACAUUACCCUUCUUGGAUUCUACGAUCUCUUCAGAUUUUGGGUGGAUGGAUUGUCAACACCGAACACACCUAGAUCUCCUGUGGAUACACCAAGUGAAACACCAAGUGGCUCUGCAAAUCCGGCCCUGAAUCAAGUCUUCACAUUUUCGGAUGAAGACAUUCAAGCGUACAACAACGGGGUAGGGCGGAGGGAGAGGGGACCUCGACGAGAAAAAACUUGGAGAGGGAGGAAGGUCCGCGUGAGACGAAGAACCGGUGUGUUGAAGAAAAGAAGUGUUGUAGUGGAUCAUCACCCCGUGGACCUGGAUGAAAUCCUCCGUCGUGAGGAUUCGGACACGAGUCACGUGAAGGACAGUCAGCAUGCAGUGGCCCAGUGCUUCACACCCGGUUAUAAGCCUGUGCCCGUUCCAUCUCCUCUCCCUUCGACCGAUUGGAGAGACGUGGGCCGAGAUCUUAAGAUCAUUGCCGAUGACUUCAAACAGAGGCAUGAUGUCCCUUCGUCCCUCACGGUUCUAGACCUGGAGGGCAUCGGUUAUGUAAAGAAACGGGACUACAGAAGUGGGGAUGAGGAGGACCAUGUCUUCGAUAUGGUUUCAAGUGAUCCGGUUUGUCUGCCAAUUGGUUUGGAAGAAGAUCCGAGACAAGUGUCUCCCUUGAAACCAUGCCUCAUGCACAUUCGAUCCCCGUUAUCUCGGGGACUCGAUCACUUCAAGGGCACCAUCAAGUUCAACGAUAUCGGCAUUCAGUAUACGCUGCCGCCUCUCGCUUUUUCUGUCUUCGAGCUUUGAUUAUUUUUCAGCAUGAAAUUUGCGAUCGAUAUCGUCUCGGCCUCAUUGAUUAUGGCCACUUAGAUCGUAGGAAAAACCUUUUUGUGUUUCUUGAUUGCCACCGUUGAUCUCAGUACUCGUGAAGAUUCUCCAUGUAUUUGGUUCAGAAUUAUAAUUCUUUUUUCAUUACGUGAUUGAACGUGUGAGCGCGUGAGGGUGUACAUAAGAAGAAGUCAGAGUUCGCCAGAACUGCGGAAUGGCUUUCGAAUGAUCUCAGUUUUCUUUUUUGUUUGGUGGGAGGCGAUAGAAAGAAAUCUAAGCCAUUUUCCACAGAACGGAAAUCAGAAUCUGUGAUCUCCUACGUUGUUUCCACUACGACUAUAACAAUCUGAUUAUUUUUUUUUUUGAGGGAAGAUAAGAGGAGGGACUUCCUCGUAUCGGGUGUUAACAGGGCAUUACGUCAUCGAGGUCAGUCGUCACUUUUUCCUCUUCCCUGUUGAGCCAAAGAUUUUUCUUCUUUUUGUCAUCUUGCUCACGAAGAGGAAGUUCCUCCUCCGCUCAUUAGCUGCUCAUUGUGAUCAUGGAACGAAGUCUUUCGAUCAGAGAGGGAAUUUUCUUAUUAAGAAAUCAGAGGGGUGUCACAAUAGAGAGCUCAGCCAGCAUCGUACAAAUCCACAUUGGUCUCAAUCGCCCACAAAAACUGCCUAUUACUGCCUUUUAGCAGGACCCGAAGACUCCAAAAUUUAUUGCUCAACUAGUCAUUGGUUGCAUUGGAAGCGAGAGCAAUUGGGAGGCAGAAUUCGUGUGAUGAUGGGUGUUUUGCUCUUGUGACAUUUGUCUUUGUCCUCUCUCAAUCUUGUACAUAAAAGAUCUGUUUCUCUCUCUCUCUCUCUCUGUCUCUGUCUCUGUCUUGGUACUGGCAUGAAAAGGAGCAGUGAUGAUUUUCUCUCUCUCUUUCUUUCGUGGCUAAAGAUAAAGAAGGCCUCCCGUGCCUUAACAAGUGAUGCUGAAACCCAGUCCUGUGUACUCAAUCCACGUGUGCCAUGUCUGUGUUUUUUUCGCUCUCUCUCGCUCCUGCUGCCCCCUCCGUACCCGAUGUCUUUCAUUUUGUAAGUAGAAAUUAGAAUUUGUAUACCACUUGAUAUAUAUGCAAUAAAAUUUCCUACAUGGGCUUGA